UUUUGAUCCUAAUGUUUACAGGUUAGUCUUUCUUAACCUAUGUUUUUUACAAUGGUAUCUAUUGCGUUGUCAAAGCAUUUUGAGCAAGAAUUAUUGUGUUGUCUUAAAUAAGUUAAAAAAAAAGUACUUGAAUUAUAGAUUUUAGUACUCAUUGAAGGUGUUAGUGGUGUCAAGUAAUGUGGGUUAUUGUCAAUGAACUUGUCCACAUCAUUGAUGCAGAAUAGCAGCACAAUAGGAGGUGCAGCAGAAGCGAAUUCUUCUCAAACGAUUCUUGCUGCUGUAUCUCAAUCCUUAACAACUUACUACCAUACUAAUUCUGGAAAAGCUCAAUCACAACCUGCUGCUUAUGAAUCUAUUCAGCCUGAUCGACCUAUAGGGUAUGGUGCAUUUGGUGUUGUUUGGGCAGUUACGGAUCCAAGAGAUGGAAAAAGAGUUGCUUUGAAAAAAUUGCCAAAUGUUUUUCAAAGCUUAAUUAGCAGUAAAAGAGUGUUCAGAGAAUUAAAAAUGCUUUGUUUCUUCAAACAUGAAAACGUUCUCUCAGCUUUAGAUAUUUUACAGCCGCCACAUCUUGAUUUUUUUCAAGAAAUAUAUGUUAUAACAGAGCUUCUUCAGAGUGAUCUUCAUAAAAUUAUUGUUAGUCCACAGCAUCUCAGUUCUGAUCAUAUAAAGGUUUUUCUUUAUCAAAUUCUUAGAGGUCUCAAAUAUUUACAUUCUGCUAGGAUUUUGCAUAGAGAUAUAAAGCCAGGAAAUCUUUUGGUGAAUAGCAACUGCAUUUUGAAGAUAUGUGACUUUGGAUUAGCACGAGUAGAAGAACCUGAUAAAAAAAAACACAUGACACAAGAAGUUGUAACACAGUAUUAUAGAGCUCCAGAAAUUUUAAUGGGUGCUCGACAUUACACAACUGCUGUUGAUAUAUGGAGUGUAGGAUGUAUUUUUGGAGAGCUUUUAAGGCGCCGAAUUUUGUUUCAAGCACAAAGCCCAGUACAACAGUUGGAGUUAAUAACAGAACUCCUUGGGACACCCACAAUUGAAGAUAUGAAGUACGCAUGUGAAGGUGCGAAAUCUCAUAUGCUUCGUCGAGCACCUAAACCGCCAGCUUUGACAGCUUUAUAUACUCUAAGUAGUCAAGCAACUCAUGAAGCUGUUCAUCUAUUAUGCCAAAUGCUUGUUUUUGAUCCUGAUAAGCGGAUAACAAUAGGUAAUGCAUUAGCGCAUCCUUAUUUAGACGAAGGAAGACUCAGAUAUCAUUCGUGCAUGUGUAAAUGUUGUUACACAUCAAAUACUGCUGUAAGACAAUAUACAACAGACUUUGAACCUGUCACCCCCCAUUUUUUCAGCGAUGUUUGGGAAAAAAAACUUAUUAAUAUCCAGCAAGUAAAAGAAGAAAUGCACAAGUUCAUUGCUGAACAGCUAAAUACGUCGAGAGUACCUUUAUGUAUAAAUCCACAGUCGGCUGCAUUUAAAAGUUUUGCAAGAUGAAAUUUUAUGGACUAUUUUCAUAUUUUGACGAUGUAAUACUACUUAUCAAAGAUGUAAAAAAUUUAAAUCACUUUUUUUUGUUCAUAAAUACAGUAUAAGAAACUGCGACAUGGAGAACACAAGAUACGGUAAUUUUUCAAAAAGUAAGAAUAAGUGAAAACUCCUCACUGAAUACCAAUCAACAAGUGAUCAAGUACUCUGCACUUAUAAGUUAUAAUUGUUCGUGAUUAGGAAAUAUUAAAUGAUUGGUAUAUUAUUUUGCAAAGUACUACAAUUUCGAUUUUAGGAAGAAGAGAACUAUAAAGAAAAAUAAUCUUAAACGAUAACUUAGUCAUCGCCUUAAUAGUUUAAAAAAUCAUGGUAUCAAACUGUCGACUACGAUUCAUAUGCAAAAUAACGUACAUAGAGACUAUUUAUUAAUAAACUAGGUUUUAUAAAA
Molecule: messenger RNA, 1918 nt
Organism: Copidosoma floridanum
Lineage: Eukaryota; Metazoa; Arthropoda; Insecta; Hymenoptera; Encyrtidae
Gene: nmo
Product: serine/threonine-protein kinase nemo
Biological process (GO): protein phosphorylation
Molecular function (GO): ATP binding; MAP kinase activity
Source: RefSeq, a predicted model, not a curated record